Messenger RNA from Diversispora eburnea, 1584 nucleotides. NCBI's taxonomy places the organism in Eukaryota, Fungi, Glomeromycota, Glomeromycetes, Diversisporales, Diversisporaceae. The record is from the annotation of a GenBank genome assembly.
AUGACAGAAUCAAAUACGCAAGAAACAAAAUCAAAAGGUUUGAAUCAGGAUGACUUUAGAAAGUUGUUGCAAACACCAAGACCUGGUGAUGCAUCAUCUAAAGGAAUACUAGGUAUUGCAACGCCAAGACAGAGGAUACCACAAACACCAAAAAUUGGUGGUAGUGGCUCCUUUGCUAAACCGGAGAUACCUUCUUCUAAAAUAAAGAAAAGUACUCGAUUUCGCAAACUUGAAACUUCAGAUGCCGAAACAGCCGAUAAUAAAUAUCGAGAUCGGGCUGCAGAACGUCGGAAAGGUGCUAAUCCUGAUUAUCAAGAGACUGAACAAAUAUUAAAAGCUCUUAAUAGUGAAACAUUAGAAGCAAAAUUGAUUUACGAACAAUCAAAAUAUCUUGGUGGUGAUACGGAGCACACACAUUUAGUCAAAGAAGAAAGUCAAGAAACACUCAAAAUAAAUAGUCGACUUGCACGAAAUAUAUAUGAAAUUGCAAUAGUGGAAGCUAAAAAAAAACCACCAAAAGAGAAUGAAUUAUUUGUUGCGGGACGAAUGGCUUAUGUAUUUGAAUUGGAUGAUGAUAAAGAUAAUCGUAGUGAUGCGUUUGCCAUUCCAACGACUAUUAUUCGAAGUAAAGCUGAUAUUAAUAAUCCUACUGGUACGGAUAAAUCUACUAAUGAUUUAGUGAUUGAGAAAAUAUCACGAGUGAUGGCUUAUGUAAGGAAAUCUGCAAGUACGGAAAAUAAAGGGAAAAGGGUAAAAAAAAAACUUAAAGAAAAACAACCUGAAGAAAUUUUAAAAGAAAAAGUAGCAGCAAUUGAUGAAAGUGAAGAUAUUUUUGCAGAUGCUGGAAGAGAUUAUCAUAUUGUUAUGAAAGAAGAAAAACAAGACAAACGUGAGGAGGAUAACAUUAAUUCUCAAUCACAAUUAAAUGAAGAAUCAUCGGUUAGUAAGGAAACUGAUUCCAUUGAGAGGAAUUACUUUGGCGCAUCCUCACAAGAAGAGGGUGAAAAUGAUUCUAUGGAUAUUGACAAGAUACAAGAAACUCAACAAUUAAAAACUUUGAUGCAACAAGCUGUAACAGAUAAUACAGAAAAAGUCAAAGAAGAAAAUCAAAAAAAUAUAAAUAUUAGUAAUGAAAAUACCAAAUUAUCAAAAGGGAUUAAAAGGAAGCUAUAUGGUCAAGAUAGUUACGAUGGAAAUUAUUCAAUGUAUGGAAUGGAAGAAGAUACACGUGAAAAUGCUUAUGAAUCAGGACAUUCGGAUUCGGAUUCCGAUAACAUUAUGGGUAUUGAACAUACCAUUCGAGAUCAAGGUGUCACAAAGAAUAAAAAAGCUCAAUUAUCUAGGUGGGAUUUUGAUACAGAAGAAGAAUGGCAAGCAUAUAAGAAUAAUGUUACAGCGAUGCCUAAAUCAGCAUUUCAAUUUGGAGUCAAAACUGGAGAUGGACGCAGAACUCGAAGGAGUGGCAAAGAACUCACAGAAAAGCAAAAAUUGGAUAGAGAUUUCCAAAAGAUUAGUAAAAUUAUUGAGCGAAAAUAUGGUAAAGAAGAAAAUGAAUCAACUCCGAAAAAGAAACAAAAAAAAUAA